Plectropomus leopardus (leopard coralgrouper) is the source of this 1975-nucleotide messenger RNA. RefSeq names its product peter pan homolog (gene ppan). NCBI's taxonomy places the organism in Eukaryota, Metazoa, Chordata, Actinopteri, Perciformes, Serranidae. Gene Ontology annotation, biological process: rRNA processing; ribosomal large subunit assembly. Gene Ontology annotation, cellular component: preribosome, large subunit precursor. Gene Ontology annotation, molecular function: rRNA binding. The record is from RefSeq and is a predicted model, not a curated record.
GAGCCAUGUGGAAGGAGCUGUGAAUACGAGUCGCGUUAACUUCGCAAAUGAAAGUGCUGUUUAGAACAUUUUACGGUCAAAAUGAAUGUAAUUUUCAUUGACAGCAAGAAAAUAGUGUAGCUUUGAUUAAUGUUAUUAGUGUCGACUUAAUUAAUCUGCUCUACAUUUCGCUGAAUAAUGGGGAAAUCAAAGACCAAGAACCAGAAGAAAUCCCGAGCAACAGCAAACCAUGUGGCCGAGGAGACCUACGGAGCUAUGCCCCACUCCUUCGUGUUUCAUCGGGGUCAAGUCGGCAAAAACGUGGGUCAGCUCAUCCUGGACGUGCGGAGAGUCAUGGAGCCAUACACUGCAGAGUCUCUGAAGGUCAGGAAAAAAAACGUGUUGAAAGACUUUGUGGCUAUCGCGGGACCGCUGGGAGUGACGCACUUCAUGAUCUUCAGCAAGACUCCCACCGCUGUCAACAUGAGGCUUGCUCGACUUCCCAAAGGUCCUAUGCUUUAUUUUAGGGUACUCAAGUACUCUCUUGUCAAAGAUGUGGUUUCAUCUCUGAAGAAGCACAGAAUGCACGAGCAGCAGUUCACACAUCAUCCACUACUCAUCCUUAAUAACUUUGGAUCUGAUGGCAUGCACAUUAAACUCAUGGCCACCAUGUUUCAGAACAUGUUUCCUUCCAUUAAUGUGCACAAGGUAAGCCUCAACAAUAUCAAGAGAUGUGUGCUGCUGAAUUACAACCCAUCAACGCAGGAAAUUGAAUUUCGACAUUACAGCCUGAAGGUCGUCCCCGUGGGAAUGAGCCGCGGAGUCAAGAAGCUGAUGCAGGAGAAGUUCCCCAACAUGAGCAAGUUUGAGGAUAUCAGCGAACUGAUGAUUAAGGGGGCGAACCUUUCAGAAAGUGAAGCAGAGCAAGACGGGGAGCACAACAUAACCGAACUACCACAGGUCUACUCUGGCCGAGGCAACAUGGCGUCCCAGCAGAGUGCCGUCCGCUUAACCGAGAUCGGUCCUCGCAUGACUCUGCAGCUGACGAAGAUACAAGAAGGCAUGGGAGACGGGAACGUCAUUUAUCACUCCAUGAUCUCCAAAACCGAGGAGGAAAUACAGGAGAUCCUAAACAGGAAGGAGGCCCAGCUGAAAGAGAAGGAGGUUCGCAGGAAAAAGCAGGAGCAGAACGUUGCUCAGAAGAAAGAGAAACAAGAGGAGAACAAGAAAAAGAGCCUGGAAGGCAUUAAGAGGAAACGCGCUGAAGCCGAGGCUGAGGAGGACAGCGAGGUGGAGGAUCCCGGGAUGCAGGACGAUCAGGCAGCUGCUGUCGAAUCUGAGGACGAGGUGGAGUACUACAGACAGGCUGUCGGAGAGGAGCCAGAUGAAGACAUGUUUCCCAGUGCCAAGAAGAGGCAUGCCUCAGAGAGGAAUCACGGACCUGCCAAGAAGAGGAAGCCGUCACCUGGUAAAUCAUUUAGAAAAGACAAAGAUGCUAAGUCGCCCAAGAGAAACGCUCCGGGAGGAAAAGGAUGGAAGAAAUCAACGGACGGGGAGAGAUCAUUUGGAAAGAAAAUGAAGCCAGGAGGAAAGUUGUACGGAGCAAAUAAACCUGGAGACAGGGACAAGAAAUUUGGUGGGAAGAAGAAAUUCGAAGGGAACAAAACGUUUGGUGGAAAGAAAAAUAAGGACAAAUCUUUCAAAUCUAAAGGUCCAAAAGGCAAACCAGCCUACAAGAAGAAAGCUGCAGGAGCGAAGCAAAGCUUCAAACAGAGGAAGGGAAAAGGCUGAAUGAUCCUCUUCUUCUUUGUGGACUUGGACAUUGAAUGUGUUGUCGAUCCUCCAGUAGGUGGCAGCGAAGCUCCAGUUGCCAUCGGUUUGAUUAUGAGACUGUUUAUUGCUGAAAAUCAGCAGAGGAGAACUUUAAGUGUUAUAUUUUCACACCGUGUGAGUUUAUAUUAAAAAUGAACUUGCUCAAUAAAGUGUUUAAAAAAUG